ACUGAGCAGCUGAGGUUUCUUUAUAUUAAUUUUUAUAGGCCGAAACAGAGACCGGAACACCUGAAUACGGGGAGGACGCGAACAAGGAGUCAAGGGCCUUAAAUGGAGUAAAAAUGGCGGAAGAACUAGCCAAAGAGAAUGCAAAUUGUUUUGUUCAAACAAGCCAAAGUGGUGUCAUAAGCAGAUCAGAGAAAGUUUCUUUAGAAGUUCCGCGCGAUGAUGGGGAUCGAGACAGUGACAGACUGGACAAGAAGGAUGAGCAUAGUGACGACUCAGUCCUCCGCGCGGGUGGAUGUUCAUCUUCCAGUGUUGGAGGGCUUGAUGAGAAACAUGAUGGCAAGCGGAAGCACUUGAUAACACUGGAGAUGAAAAGUGGAAUUUUUGAAGCACCUACUGUUUCAAAAAAAGCUUAUCGCUUCAGUGAGCCUGGCAAAACUAUUUUCGUUAAACAAAGAGUAGAGAGGUCCUUUACACCGUUUACGGAGGAAACAAAGUACAAAGAGGAAGCAAGCUUAUGUGCAGAAAAAGGAUAUGACCACGAGAGGUUUUGUCAUAAGGAAAGCCCGCCGCAAACGGCCAGGCCACAGAUAAAUGAGCAGCCUUUCAAUAAGGUUUCCAGUCACAAGAAGAAGGUUAAAUUCAACCUGGAGCAAGAAGCUGCUGGUGGUGUAUCAGACGAUAGUGCCUUAGAGCGUCCAAUGUCUUCUUUCUUGAGACACGACAGACCUGUCAGAAAACCAUCGACUUUCCUUCAACAGUUCCAAGAACUUACUAACAAUGACUGUUCAUUAGCAGGCGCUGGUCAUGAUCCUCCACCUCCUCUGCCUGACUGCAAACCAAAAUGGCAAGGUGCUGCACCCUGUCUGCCUGCAAUCAUGCCAGAAAAGAAACAAUAUAGAAAAAAGAAGAAACUACAACUGGAGGACGAUUUUGAAGGCUGGGGUGAACCAGAGCCUGCCGAAGUGAAACGUAUAUUGGAGCGGCCUAUAUCAGCCAAGCUUCCCCGCUAUCCCCCACACUGGGACCCACUUCCCAACGAAAGACCCCAAGGGAGAGGUGGACAAGGACACUGCCUCGGAGUUAAUUGGAAAAAACCCGAGCGAAGCGCAUUAUCAAACUCGUAUUGUGACGAACGAGCUGAAUCGCCACGGAAAAGUUUAUUCGUGGAUCACCCUUUUCUAGGGCAUGACCAGUCUAAAGCGGAAGAGCCUCGAACGUGGUGCAGAUUCACGAGGUUUAACAAGUCAUUUUACCAGAAUCCUCCAAGAAGACGAGCAACUGAGGACAAUGUUGACAUACAAGAUGUCGAGUAACCAUUGGUUGACUGUAAAAAAAUUAAAGCGAGUACAGUUUGUUUCCUAUCGAAGGAUUAUUGAUUUCGGCAAAAAUUUUGCCCAAAAUUUCCAUUUUUUGUAAGAUUUUGAAUUUGUUAAGUUUUUUGUAUUUUUUUAACAAUAAAGAAAAUCUCCAUUGUUUUCGAACACCUGGAGCAAUUUGAUUGGUUGAUUGUUAUUAAUCCACGGAACUAGUUUUGUCGUGUAGCAUAGCGGCUUUCAUUAUUUGAGCGUCGAAAAGUAUUCGGUUUUGAAUCAAAUACACGUGUGUCAAAACGAAUGUUCGUGCGAAUCUGUUCUUCGAAAUUGUGUUCCCCCUUCGCGUUCGUUUUCAUGCGAAUCAAACUCAUUUUCAUAUGACACGUUUUGCACGUUUUGAUUCCUGAAAUGUUUUUUUGCCAAAAAUCGGAAAUCGCCUAUUCUUAAUUCGCAGAAAAAACCCCCCACUAUUUUGCUCUUAAUCCAGGUUAUGAAAUGUAGAUAUUAAAGAUAAAUUCGUCAAGAAGAGAAGCAAUAUGUUUUCCAGAGUACGGAAGAACGAUCAGUACCGCCUCGAAAUUAAUGAGCUUGUUGAUCAUUCCUGCCCAAUAAAUCAGCACGGCCGGUGCGUUACAAGAUGUAAGAAAUACACCAGAUUGAUAAGAAUGAGUAUUAUUGCAGCAAGGAUCAAUUGAUUUGUUUGCGAUUUCUCCAGGAAUAGGCUUCGAACCUCACACAACACUUCCAGCAUGUGCCUGGGUUCCUAAUCCAUCUUUGAGUUCCCUUUGAGAUAAGAAAAACUCUAUUUCAAAACCAUUUCUAACUUUUACACAUGGUCACUUGUUAGCUAAAACUCUUAUUUGCAGGAGUCUGGAGGAGUACGAAGAAAAAAAUAAGCAAGUCUAGCCUGUAUUUGGUUCCAUCAUAAGGUUUCUUUCUUAUUAACCUUUUACUCGUCGUUUCAUGUUAGCUAAAACGAAAACGAGUGUCACUGGAUAAACAAGAGGGUUAAUAAUAAUUAUGCUGGUGUGAAUUCCAAGGUGUCUCUUCAGACUUUCGUCGUAAGGCUGCUGUUAGCCUGAGCCCUGAUCUACAACAAAAAAAAAUCGAAAAAAGGCCCAGGCCUUCCCUGCCAUACUUAAAUCCGAU
Orbicella faveolata is the source of this 2462-nucleotide messenger RNA. RefSeq lists its product as uncharacterized. The record is from RefSeq and is a predicted model, not a curated record. NCBI's taxonomy places the organism in Eukaryota, Metazoa, Cnidaria, Anthozoa, Scleractinia, Merulinidae.